Molecule: messenger RNA, 2487 nt
Organism: Grosmannia clavigera kw1407
Lineage: Eukaryota; Fungi; Ascomycota; Sordariomycetes; Ophiostomatales; Ophiostomataceae
Product: small oligopeptide transporter
Exons: 4
Coding region: 1-2487 (828 amino acids)
Biological process (GO): transmembrane transport
Molecular function (GO): oligopeptide transmembrane transporter activity
Source: RefSeq, a predicted model, not a curated record
AUGGCAGGCCAGAAGGGGAGCCGUGAUGGUAUGGUGUCGCCAUCUGCCGGUGGUCACGACCCGGACUCAGCCGCAGACGACACGCAAGUCCAGUCCAAGGCUGGCCGCGCGCACCGUCUCUCGGCCUGGGGCGAGUCUGCCGCCGGCAUGGCCCACGAUGCAUUGCAUCACGCACGUGACGACGACGACGAUGGGUCCGAGUACGAGCUGCUGCUGGACCCAAACCUGCCGGAGGAGUAUGGGCCAGGCUUCGACGACGCCGAGGCCAAGGUGGGCGAGGAUGGCGAGGAAGGCGAGGACGACCAGAACCUCAUUUCGUCCUCGGUUCCCGACGACUCGCCGUAUCCCGAAGUUCGUGCGGCCGUUCGCAACUUUGACGAGGAUGUGCCGUGCAACACGGUACGGGCCUGGACCAUCGGACUCUCGCUCGUCGUCGUUGGUGCGUCCAUGAACACGCUCUUCUCGCUGCGACAGCCGUCGAUCAGCAUCGGGACGCUGGUGGCCCAGAUCGUCGCCUGGCCACUGGGCCACGGCUGGGCUCGUGUCAUGCCACGUCGUCGCUUCCGCACCUGUGGUCUCGUCUGGUCGCUCAAUCCGGGACCCUUUACCAUCAAGGAACACGCCAUCAUCGUCGUCAUGGCCGGCGUCUCCUUCUCUGUCGCCUACGCCACCGACAUCAUCCUGGCCCAGAUCGUCUUCUACAAGCAGGACUUUGGCCUCAUCUUUCAGCUGCUAAUGGUCGUCUCGUCGCAGUCCUUGGGCUACGGCAUUGCCGGUCUGAUGCGCAAGUUUUUAGUCUAUCCCGCCGCCAUGAUCUGGCCCGGAAACCUCGUCGCCGUCUCGGUCAUGAACGCCAUGUACGAGCAGUCGCCCAAGGCCGACCCAUCCAUCCUCGGUGGCUCUAUACCGCGCUAUCGCUGGUUCGCCUACGUUACCCUGGCCGCUGCCGCCUACUACUUUGUGCCCGGCUUCCUCGCCCAGUUCCUCAGCGUCCUGGCCGUGCCCACCUUUCUCGCCCCCGACAGCAUCAUCGUCAACCAGCUCUUCGGCGGCCAGACCGGCCUCUCGCUGCUGCCUCUGACCCUCGACUGGACCCAGAUCGCUGGCUUCGUCGGCUCCCCCCUGAUUCCGCCUUGGCACGCCAUCGCCAACACCCUCAUCGGCGUCGUCGUCUUCUACAUGUUUGGCGCCAUCCUGCUGCACUACUCCAACGUCUGGUACGGCCACUUCCUUCCGAUCAGCGAUUCCGCCACCUACGACAACACUGGCGCUGCCUACAACGUCAGCCGCGUCCUGACCGCCCAAUUCACCCUCGACGAACCCGCCUACCGCGCCUACUCGCCCCUCUUCCUCAGCACCACCUUUGCCAUCUCCUACGGGCUCUCUUUUGCCGCUAUCGCCUCGCUACUCGUCUACACGUACCUACACCACAGCGGCACCAUCUGGCGUCAGUACCGCAACAGCACCAACGAGAAGCCCGACGUGCACAUGCGCCUGAUGCAGCGCUACAAAGAGGCCCCGAGCUGGUGGUAUUUCUCUCUGUUUGUGUUGAUGCUCGUCCUCGGCUUCAUCACCAUCCUCGCUUAUCCUACCAACCUGACCUGGUGGGCUUUCCUCCUGGCCGUCGUCAUCUCCUUCGCCUUCGCCCUGCCCAUCGGCAUCAUUCAGGCCGUCACCAACAACCAGAUCGGCCUUAAUGUCCUGACCGAGUUCAUCUACGGCUACAUCCAACCUGGCCGUCCGCUGGCCCUCAUGCUCUUUAAAACCUACGGCUACAUCACCAUGUCCCAGGCCCUCACUUUUGUCGGCGACCUCAAGUUUGGCCACUACAUGAAGAUCCCUCCCCGCACCAUGUUCAUGGCCCAAGUUGUCGCCACCACCUUUGCCUGCUUCAUCCAGGUCGCCGUCCUCAACUUUGCCCUGCAGAACAUUGAGCACGUGUGCGAACGCGACCAGCCCGACCACUUUACCUGUCCGGGCGGCCGCGUCUUCUUUUCCGCCUCGGUCAUCUGGGGCCUGCUCGGCCCUGCCCGCAUCUUCUCGCCCGGCCAGAUCUACGCCGGCCUGUUCGUCUUCUUCAUCCUCGGCGCCAUCGUGCCCAUCGCUAUCUACUACGCCGCCCGUCGCUGGCCGCGAUCGCCCGCUAAGUUUCUCAUGGCGCCGCUCAUCUUUGGCGGAUCCGGGUCGAUCCCGCCGGCCACGCCGCUCAACUAUCUCAGCUGGGGCAUCGUCGGCUUCAUCUUCCAGUAUUGGAUACGCAAGCGCCACUUUGCCUGGUGGAGUCGUCUCAACUUUUUGACCUCCUCGGCCCUCGACCUGGGCCUCGCCCUGAGCACCCUGGUCAUCUUCUUCGCCUUCACCCUCAACGACAUCAACGCGCCCGACUGGUGGGGAAACUCCAUCGUCACGAGCACCAUGGACUACAAGGACACCGCCGUCCUGAAGACCGUGACGCCCGGUGAGUUCUUUGGGCCGACCGCCUGGUAG